Messenger RNA from Aspergillus calidoustus, 1733 nucleotides. Lineage: Eukaryota; Fungi; Ascomycota; Eurotiomycetes; Eurotiales; Aspergillaceae. The record is from the annotation of a GenBank genome assembly.
CCGCUUAUGCAUCAACCUGUAUCCUUCCAAUCCCUCCCCAAUGAACUGCAAUGCGCCAUAAUCCGCUACCUCGACCCCAUAGCCCUCAUCUCAACAAGCCAAACGAACAAACACUUUCGAACCCUCAUCAACCCUAGAAAGAUUCAAUUCACUGAGCGGCUGCUGGCGUUAGAAUGUAUUGAGGAAAUCGGAGGACCAGAGAUUAGUUUCUCGCGCUUUGGAACUCUCACGCCCGACCGAACAUCACGGGAAUGGGGAUUGAAUCGCUGGGCAUGCACGGCGUGUCUUCGUCUCUUGCCAUAUCAAUGCUUCACAAAUAAGGCAAUCUCACAACUCGCCUAUCGAAAACCGAUUCGUGGCUCCCCCGCGGCGCGGAAAUGUACGUCGUGGGAACCAACGCAUCCACGGAUUCCCAGGACCAAGUCCGCGCCACAACAUACCCAUAAAGAGAUCAGGGACGAGGAAGAGCAAGGAGAAGAAUCCUUCGCCUUCCGAGCCCGCUACGCAAUCACCACAACACAAAACUGGGGCGCCCACCGCAUCUGGGAUAGCCACAGCGACGACGCAUUCCAGCUGCUAACCGCGCGACAGAUCCAUUUCCAGGAUGCCGGACUCGUCGAGUUCCAGGAUAUGGAUGUCCACGCAUUCACAUCACUAACGGAAGCUGAAGAGAAUACGAUUCUCGACCGCGAGGCGCGCGCCGUCGAAAUGCUGCGCGCGGGGCAUAAUCGGCAUCAGCGGCGGUGUCUCGAGUGCCGCUUUCGCCGCGGGGAGUUCCGGGGGUGUUCAGGAGCGGGCAGAGGGGUUGGAACACCGAAGGUGCCCAUCGUCACCGGGAGACAGGAGUGGUUUGGGACGGUUGUUGACCGGUAUUUCCCGGGUGUGUCGGAUGCCCUUGAUAUCGAGCGACCGCCGUUCAACGCACCGGUCUUUGUGAUUCAUAGGGAGAACGCCGUGGAGAGGCCCUGGACAUUAUAUCGCGUUCGAUGUCCAGGGUGUACGCGGUGGCAAGAACUACGCGCGUUUCGCUUCGGCGGGAUAUAUCCGCGAUGGGAGCCGCGAGCAAUGCCGCUACUACGGGGUCAUGCGGACUGGUACUACAACUGGGAUGGGACACCAGUCAAGGUUGAAGUCCUCAGAAACCUUCGAUGUAACCAUUGUUUUGUCGCGGAACACGACCGGGAGUCUCUCGGGGAGGGACUGGUAAAGUGGCUGACCAGCCUGAUCGACGACCAACUCAUUGAGGUCACGAAUAAUCUCCGAGCCGGAUUCAACCAUCUCAUCUGUCGAUUCGGGCGCACCUCCAAGGCAGAUAAAGCGGAAACUAAGCGGCUCGUGUGGGAUCUUCGGCCUCUUCUGAACAAAAAUUCAUUGGAUGUGACGAGGAUGGAUGUUGCGCUGCUACGGCUGCGGCGAAUACAGUGGUUGGACUUGUUUCCGGGAGUCAAGGAUGGAGAAGACGAGGGACAUGGGUUGUGGUUUGAGCCUGAUCAUUUCUUCUGGCAGUGGCUGGAGCUCUAUGAGGAGAGCGAGGCGAUCUGGUUCUGGUUGAAAGGGUUAAGGGAUGAGAUCCAGGAGGACGACAAAGCUGAGCGACUUGUGGACUGGGCGUUAGCUAGAGAUGAGUUGCUUCAUUCAUAGACUUGGUCUUCCUUGGAACCCUUGUUUCAGUGCAUCCAACUCCAAAACUAGACUACAGGGAGUUAUUGAACAAGAGCCACAUAUCACAUCGG